This is a messenger RNA of Carassius auratus (goldfish), 1789 nucleotides long. RefSeq names its product protein kinase C-binding protein NELL2-like. Bases 287 to 1789 code for a protein of 500 amino acids. Gene Ontology annotation, cellular component: cytoplasm. Lineage: Eukaryota; Metazoa; Chordata; Actinopteri; Cypriniformes; Cyprinidae. Gene Ontology annotation, molecular function: protein kinase C binding; calcium ion binding; heparin binding. The record is from RefSeq and is a predicted model, not a curated record. The transcript has 14 exons.
UCUCUCUCUCUCUCUCUCUCUGGUCGUGAGGGAGGACAGAGGCACCUGCAUCUUUCCACUGACAGCUCAUUCACAGAAGGACAUUGCCUCCCCAGAAGCUGAAUUUUCGCCUCAUGGAGUUUUCAUUCUUGCUUUAUUUCCCCGUGUUUAUUUGCUAAAGUUCUGGCGAAGUGUAAUGAGGGUCUGAGGAUGCGUUUAUUGGAGAUGCAUCACUGAAGCCCAUCUCGCUCAGUAUCCAGCAGAACAUCAGCAUGAUGGAAUAGGCGUUUCUCUCCCCUCCUUCACAAUGGGAUUAUUCAAACUUUAUUUUGCGUUUUGCAAUCUCGGACUUUUCUGUGUUUCAGGUUUUGGGGUUGAUCCAGCAUUACAUGUGGAUAUCUUCGAGGAGUUUGAUAAUGUGAAGACAAGUGAUGGAGUUUCCCAGGUCCAGGGGUUCCACAAUGAGACCAGAGCGUAUCUGUUUGAAGGCACAUUAAGGAAUGCAAGAGUGUCCCUCAAGGCAGCAGAGAGAAUUCUUCAGAAGCUGAGAGGAAGAACUGAGUUCACUCUUCUAUUGACCCUUAAACAGGAGAAGUUCAGCUCCGGAGUGCUGCUGUCUAUCCACUAUGGAGAUCAGAGGUUUCUGGAGGUAGAGAGCAGCGGUCUGCGUAAUGAGAUCCGUCUCUUCUUCCAAACCUCAGACCAGCGGCAGCAGAGAGAGGUCUUCCCCUAUGGUCUAGCAGAUGGACACUGGCACAAAGUCUCCCUGGCAUUCAGCGCCACCCAAGUGGUGCUCCAUAUUGACUGCAACAGAAUUUACGAAAGGAUUGUGGAGAUGCCAUCUAUGGACUUUCCCAGAGGAACAAACAUCUGGCUUGGUCAAAGAAACGACGCCCAUGGGUUUUUCAGGGGAGUGAUGCAAGAUGUUCAGUUGGUAGUCGUACCCCAUGGAUACAUCAUCCAGUGUCCAGAUCUCAACCGUACUUGUCCCACUUGUAAUGAUUUCCAUGGGCUGGUUCAGAAGAUCAUGGAACUUCAAGAUAUUUUGGCUAAAACAUCAAGCAAGUUGGCACUUGCCGAAGAGAAGAUGAAGUACUUGGAUGGCUGUUACUGUGAGAGGACAUGCACCCUAAAUCGAGAGAUAUACAGGGACGAUGAUGCUUGGAUAGAUGGAUGCAGAAACUGUACAUGCUCAAAUGGCACAGUGGAGUGCGAGAGUAUUUUCUGCCCACCACCUCAGUGUCCCCCUGAUACAGCUCCUAUCUACAUGCCUGGAGCUUGCUGUAAAGAAUGCCAGCCCGUGUGUCUGUUCAGAGGAAGAGUUUACGUGGAAGGUGAUCGCAAGAGCGUACAUGACUCUAAGGGAAACUGUCUGCUGUUUGAAUGCAGGGAUCGAAGUAUGCGUAGGGUUGAGAUCACUUCUUGUCCAGAGCUAAACUGCCCGGAGUCAGAGCAGAUCACACUCACAGACCGCUGCUGUAAAGUGUGCAGAGGGCACGAUUUUUGUGCUGAGGAUCACAGCCGCAGUUGCGUGGAGAAUUCGGACUGCAUUAACCUAGAAGCAGGAGCUUUCUGCAGCUGUAAAGAAGGUUACCAUGCACUCAGGGACGACAGCGCCUACUGCCAAGAUAUCGAUGAGUGUGCAGAGGGGAAACACUACUGCAGGGAGAACACAAUGUGUAUGAACACACCCGGCUCCUUUAUGUGUGUCUGCAACAGCGGCUAUGUCCGCAUUGAUGAUUACUCCUGCACAGGAGUGCAGGAUAAGGAAGCAAAACAUGAUGCAAGGGAACAACUAUGCGAUAAAUGA